UUUCCAAUUGGGAGCCCACCCCUAUAGAAAAAUUGCCCCUUCCAAAUGUUAUUACCCAUUUCUGUACCGUUGGUGGCCGUUGGAGUAGAAGAAAAGAAUAAAGAGAGGAAUUUUGGAGGGAAAAGGAAAGAAGAUCAAAUCUUCUUCUUUACUCAUCAUCAAUCGCUAUGUUAUUAUAAACACAAGAAAUCAUUUAACGGUUUCUCUUUUAUGAAUUUAUUUUAAUUCAAUGAUUGCACUCUUCAAUUUUCAUUUACUCUCCUCCAUAUGGCUUCUACUUCUUGCCAUGGCGAAGUGCACUUUCGGAGAAUCGUCGACAUGUUUGACGGUCUACAGAGAAGGAGGUGCUCCGGCUGUUUUUCAAUCCCCUAAGUGUCCCCGCUGGAAGCUUUCAUCUUCUGAAUCCUAUUACGCUUCUCAAUCAUGGAACACAGAGCCCUGUCAAUUGUCCAUGCUUCAAGGUCGAAGACAUUCUCAGGAAGAUCGAGCUCUCUGCGUUCUCGAUCUACGAAUCCCUUUCCCCGGAAAAUUUGGGCUUAAGGAGGUAACUGUCGGAGUGGUUGCUGUUUUUGAUGGUCAUAAUGGUGCCGAAGCUAGUGAGUUGGCGUCAAAGCUUUUAUUGGAAUACUUCAUCUUACAUACAUACUUUCUUCUCGAUGCAACAUAUUCUGUUGUAUUCAAGAGACCCAUUGGAAGAUUGCUGAAGAGUAAUGAAGAUGAUAAUGUUUUUCGAUUGCUUAAUUGGGAAGAAGUAUUGGGGCACCAUGAGUUGGAUCAUCAAAGGUUUAAGACUUCACUGUCAGAUAAUUUUGUUGAUGCUCCUCACUUGGUAAUUUUGAAGGAGGCAUUGUUGAGAGCAAUCAACGACAUAGAUGCAAUUUUUACCAAGGCAUCAUCUAGAAAGAAUCUGGAGUCUGGUUCAACAGCCACAGUCAUUCUAUUAGCAGAUGGUCAACUUUUAGUUGCUAAUAUUGGAGACUCGAAAGCCUUUCUGUGCUCUGAAAAAUUUCAGUCACCUGCAGAAGCUAAAGCCACUUAUUUAAAGUUAUAUAGGCAAGAAAGACGUAAUGGUGCUAUUUCACAUGUAAGAAAUGGUGUAAACUCUAGGUCCCCUUCCUCCAGUGGAUCAUUGCAUUUUUCUGUGAAAGAAUUAACAAGAGAUCAUCAUCCCAACAGAGAUGAUGAAAGAUUUCGGGUUGAAAAUGCUGGUGGCUAUGUUCUUGAAUGGGGUGGUGUGCCUCGAGUCAAUGGUCAGCUGGCUAUUUCUCGGGCAAUUGGUGAUGUUUCCUUCAAGAGCUAUGGUGUUAUAUCCGCACCAGAAUGGACAGAUUGGCAACCACUGACUACAAAUGAUAGCUAUCUGGUCGCUGCAUCUGAUGGAAUUUUUGAGAAAUUAAGCUUACAAGACGUUUGUGACUUGUUAUGGGAAGUACGAAGUCAUGGCCCCCGUAGAUCAGAGCUAUCUUCUUCAUGUUCCUACUCAUUAGCUGACUGCAUAGUAAACAACGCAUUUGAAAAGGGCAGUAUGGAUAAUGUGGCAGCUGUUGUUGUUCCAUUAGAAAACAAAGAAGGAGACAAAGGUUCCCCUGCAUCAGGGUUACAGAAUUCCAUGUAUGAUUUCUCAGUCAAUGAGAUCAGAUCUGAGAUAGUUCAUGUGAAGCCUGCUCAUCCAGUUAUGACCAAGUUUGAAAGGUUAUUGGUACAAAGGAAACAGGGGUAUAUUGGCUGGUUUUAUUUAGCUGAGAACCUUGCUGAACUCACAGAUUACACAUUGCAAGCCGAAAAGGUUGACAAUGGAAAUUAUGCCGUACCUAAGGCUCUUCCUGGGUCCAUUGACCACAGUUUUAGUGGAUCUGUAAAUCUAUAUCAUGACCAUAAUCUGUGCUUGCAUCAUGGAAUGAAUGCUGAUGGCACCAAAGAUCAGUGUAUAAAUCCAGAAGGUUUUUCAAGUUUCAUUGGUUUUCUUGAAUCAAUUCCUAUUCAUGGUUCUGAUUCGAAAAAUGGAUCUUCUGAAUUUGAAAUUUCUAGUUUGAGCUAUGUUUUAAAGAAGAGGUUUGGUCAAGGAUCAUAUGGUGAGGUAUGGAUGGCUUUUCAUUGGAAUUUUCAUGAGGGCAGCAACUCUUCUGAUUUCAGUGGCAGAGAAAAUAAUGUCUCAUUUAAUUCUAUCCCAUUUGAUUCACAAAGCAAGAAUAGCAGCUCAUCAGGUCACAAUGGUCAAUCUGAUUCUGUUGAAGACAACUUGUUUGUUUUAAAACGUAUAAUGGUAGAGAAAGGGACAGCAGUUUACCUAAGUGGUCUACGUGAGAGACAUUUUGGAGAAGUCUUUUUAAAUGCUUCAAAGUGUCUUGGAGGUUUGCCAACAACUGGAGCUUUAGGCAGUUUCCCGAAAACAUCAUGUUUAGGUGUCUAUGACAUAAUAGAAACAAAUGAAUACAUGGCACAUGAAAUAGGAAACAGUUGGAGCUUCAAAAAUAUGAUUCAAGAUAAGUUUAGCCCACAAAGGGGUUAUUAUGAAGAAGGUUUAAAUCAUAUUGCUAGAUUUGUAGAAUCUUUUGAAUCCCGAACUAAUGAAAUAUGGCUUGUAUUUCAUUAUGAGGGUGUGUCAUUGUCAAAGCUUUUAUAUAGUCUGAAAGAAGUAGAUAAGAAUGGCAAUGAGGAAAAAGCUGAGGAUGGGAAGUAUGCUCAGAUGCUGUAUCCUUCGAAAUGGUGGCAUUGGUUAAAGACAACAGAAGCAGGACAAGAGGAAAUGCGGAGUCUCAUAUGGCAGUUGUUGAUGGCAGUCAAGUCCUGUCAUGAUCGCAACAUCACCCACAGGGAUAUUAAACCUGGGAAUAUGGUGAUAUGCUUCAAAGAUCAAAAAACAGGGAGAUGUCUGAAUGUGAUUCCAAAUGGAGAGGAUAACUUCACUAGUAAAAUGCGCAUAAUUGACUUUGGAAGUGCUAUGGACGAGUUUACACUGAAGCAUUUAUAUGGUUCUUCAGGACCUUCUAAAGCUGAACAAACUAACGAGUAUGCUCCUCCUGAAGCUUUGCUGAAUUCUAGUUGGCACCAGGGACCAAUGACCAAAACUUUGAAGUAUGAUAUGUGGAGCAUUGGUGUUGUGAUCUUAGAGUUGACCUUGGGAUCACCUAAUGUUUUUCAGAUUAGUGAUUAUACACGAGCUCUCUUAGAUCAGCAUCUCCAGGGUUGGAAUGUAGGUUUAAAAGAGCUUGCAUAUAAACUUAGGUCAUUCAUGGAGCUGUGUAUUUUAGUCCCUGGGGCUUUCCCAAAACAUCACAGUACAAUGGACCGAGUUGGAGUAUCACCAGCAUCCUGGAAAUGCUCAGAGGAGUUUUUUUCCUAUCAAAUAAGGAGUAGAGAUCCACUUAAAAUAGGGUUCAAUAAUGUUUGGCUUCUGCGGCUAGUGCGAGAUCUUUUGCUCUGGAAUCCUGAGGAUAGGUUAACCGUCGAUGAAGCUUUGCAGCAUCCUUAUUUCAAAAUUUCUCCUAAAGAAUGAGAUCUUCUCAUCAGACCGCAUAAAGGUAUUAGUUUUGCAUUUUUUUUAAAAAAAUAAUAUAUAAUAAAAAAAUGAAAAAUGGGGUGAGAGAGGCUCGAACUCUCGACCUCAGGAUCACUCUUUAUAGCUAUGAGACCUACGCGCUAGCCAACUGCGCCACCACCCCUUCCUUUGUUGUUUUGGUAACUUAGCAUAGAAAACAUAGCUCGCAACUUUCCAGAAAAGUCAAAAAAAGUGGUUCAGGUCUAUUUUGUACUGAACUUUUUUACCGGUGACAACGUUAACUAUGAUUACAAUUGAAAGAAAAGACCAACUUCUAGGCAAUUAGGCUAUGACAAGGUAUAUUUAUUAAUUAAGUUAAGACCAACUUAAUGGAGCUUGAUUUCCCCAAGUUACUGAAACGUGUUGAGGAAAUAAUUUUUUUCUUUCUUUUCUAAUUCUGCAUUCUCUUUCAAGUGAGUCAGAUUAGUUGAACGCAUUUUAGUUAUGCCAAGUUUAGUUUGAUCCAUUGACGCUAGUUAGUAACAUUCUUGAUGAAUAUACAAGCUCUGGAGGCAUCUUCAUAUGAAUUCAAUAAAGUCACGAUGGAAACAUGGACGCACAAUUAUAAAUAAUGUUACAAAAAUCUUUUACCAAAACUUGGACCCAAUAAAACAGAAUGCCAUAUGACAUGUACCUUGCAUGCACAUGCUUACUGCUAAUAUACAGGUGAUACAUUUUUUUUGGUCCUUUUUCUUCUUUGUAGCCCACAAUUCAGGGCUCGUGGCUGUUUACACGACUCUGAAGUUCCAGCAUUUCUUGAUGGCUUGGGUCCACUGAGAGGGCAGCUCGACAGUCUCGUAAAGCACCCAACACAUCCCCAAUAUGUUCAUGGAAUGCGGCUCUUAGGUGUAGAAGAUGAACAUCUGCUUUGAAUGCAAUUGCCCUCGACAAUUCAGCAAUGGCCUCCUGUUCUUUGUGGCUAUCCAUUAACACUGUUGCAAUCAUGAAGGUAGAUCAAACUCAUUACCAGCUGAAAUAUGGCUUCUUUUUUUUUCUUUUUUGUGAAAUGUAUACACUAAGGCGGACACUUAAAACAGCUUUUGGCAGUGUUAUUUGUAUUACAGAGUCACCAAGUAGUUUCAAU
Cannabis sativa is the source of this 4622-nucleotide messenger RNA. RefSeq lists its product as uncharacterized. The transcript has 20 exons. The record is from RefSeq and is a predicted model, not a curated record. Gene Ontology annotation, cellular component: nucleus; cytosol. Gene Ontology annotation, biological process: protein dephosphorylation; protein phosphorylation. Gene Ontology annotation, molecular function: protein serine/threonine phosphatase activity; protein kinase activity; ATP binding. The coding region runs from base 230 to 3496 and encodes 1088 amino acids. NCBI's taxonomy places the organism in Eukaryota, Viridiplantae, Streptophyta, Magnoliopsida, Rosales, Cannabaceae.